AUGUCGAGUGGCCCCGCUUACAACGACGAGAAAGGCUCGUCCUUGGGGGAGCCUGAAUAUGGACACGACCCGGCUAGCGGGGGCAUCUUCUCCAGCGACUACAAAAGGCAUGACGACCUGAAGGAGAUGCUGGAUAGUAAUAAGGACUCCCUGAAACUGGAAGCAAUGAAGAGGAUUGUAGCGAUGAUUGCUAGAGGAAAAAAUGCUUCAGAACUCUUCCCUGCGGUGGUGAAGAAUGUUGCCUGCAAAAACAUUGAGGUGAAGAAGUUGGUUUAUGUUUAUUUAGUUCGAUAUGCAGAGGAGCAGCAGGAUCUGGCUUUACUUUCCAUCAGCACCUUCCAGAGAGGAUUAAAGGACCCAAACCAGCUGAUUCGAGCCAGUGCCCUCCGUGUUCUCUCCAGCAUCCGCGUCACAAUUAUUGUCCCCAUUAUGAUGCUGGCAAUAAAAGAGGCUGCAUCUGACAUGUCUCCUUAUGUCAGGAAGACAGCUGCCCAUGCCAUUCCAAAACUUUACAGUUUGGACCAAGAUCAGAAAGACCAGUUAAUCGAAGUGAUUGAGAAGCUGCUGGCUGACAAAACCACUUUGGUUGCGGGAAGUGUGGUGAUGGCCUUCGAAGAAGUUUGCCCUGAGAGGAUUGAUCUGAUUCACAAGAACUAUCGGAAACUCUGUAACCUUCUGAUUGAUGUGGAGGAGUGGGGACAGGUUGUCAUCAUCAAUAUGCUCACACGCUAUGCACGGACCCAGUUCCUCAACCCCAACCAGAACGAAUCAUUAUUGGAGGAAAACCCGGAAAAAACAUUUUAUGGAUCAGAUGAGGAGGAAUCCAAGCAAGGGGAAAUGGAUGCGGCUGUGCUUCCGAAACGGAAACCGUAUGUCAUGGACCCUGACCACCGUCUACUGCUUCGCAACACUAAACCCCUUCUCCAGAGCCGGAAUGCUGCGGUAGUGAUGGCUGUGGCACAACUUUACUUCCACCUUGCUCCCAAAGCAGAGGUUGGUGUGAUAGCCAAGGCACUUGUUCGCCUGCUACGCAGUCACAGUGAGGUGCAGUUUGUGGUGCUGCAGAAUGUUGCCUCCAUGUCAAUCAAACGAAGGGGAAUGUUUGAGCCCCACCUAAAGAGCUUCUACAUCAGAUCCACAGACCCAACGCAGAUUAAAGUGCUGAAGUUGGAAGUUCUGACUAAUCUGGCCAGCGAGACCAAUAUCUCAACCAUUCUGCGUGAGUUCCAGACAUACAUCAAGAGUCAGGACAAGGACUUUGUAGCUGCCACUAUCCAGGCUAUUGGCCGAUGUGCUACCAACAUUGAUGAGGUCCGUGACACUUGCCUGAAUGGAUUGGUUCAGCUGCUAUCCAAUAGAGAUGAGUUGGUAGUUGCUGAGUCUGUGGUCGUCAUUAAGAAGCUGCUGCAGAUGCAACCGUCGCAACAUAGUGACAUCAUCCGACAUAUGGCAAAACUCAUUGACAACAUCAUGGUUCCAAUGGCAAGAGCCAGUAUCCUUUGGCUUAUCGGUGAGUACUGUGAACAUGUGCCCACGAUCGCUCCCGAUGUGCUUCGGAAAAUGGCCAAGUCCUUCACCAAUGAGGAAGACAUUGUUAAGCUGCAAAUCAUUAACCUGGCUGCCAAACUGUACCUUACCAACUCCAAACAGACCAAACUGCUGACUCAGUACGUUCUUAAUCUGGCCAAGUAUGACCAGAACUACGACAUCCGGGAUCGAGCCCGUUUCAUCCGGCAGCUCAUCGUUCCAACAGAGAAGAGUGGAGUGUUGAGCAAGUAUGCCAAGAAGCUGUUUCUGGCCCAGAAGCCUGCUCCAGUCCUCGAAUCCUCCUUUAAAGAUCGGGAUCAUUUUCAGCUCGGCUCAUUGUCCCACCUGCUGAACAGCAAAGCUGGAGGCUACCAGGAGCUCCCUGAUUGGCCUGAGUCUGCCCCUGACCCCUCUGUCCGCAAUGUGGAGGUUUCAGAAUGGACUAAACCCAGUAGCCGAGAGAAGAGAAAGGAGAAGGUGGAAAAACCUUUCUAUUCUGAUUCUGAGGGGGAGUCUGAACCUACUGAAUCGGCAGACAGUCAGUCCCCGACUGCCAGCGAGUCUGAAAGCAUGAGUGAAAUUGAGAGUGAGAGUGGCUCAGGGAGUGAUGAAGAGAGUGAUGAAGAGAUCAAAUCAGACAAGGAGAACAAGAAGAAAGCAAGAAAGGAGAAGAGCAAGAAACAAGAUGACAGCGAGGACAGUGGGCAAAGUGAAGGUGAAGAGAAGACCAUGAAGAAACGCAAAGAGGAGGAAGAAUCGAGUUCCUCGUCUUCUUCCUCCUCUGAGGAAAGUUCAUCAGAGAACAGCUCAUCAGAAUUGGAGUCAGAGGGGGAGUCUGAAUUGGAUACCAAUAAAAAGAGCAGGAAGAAGCUUUCCACAGCAAAACCACCUCCGAGGCCGCUUGAGGCCAAACAGAAGGAGAUCUCACUCCUUGACCUAGAUGACUUCAGCUCACCCACAACUUUCCAGAGCAGCCCCUCCCCUAACACAUUGCCCAAGAGUCUCAAUCUGGAUCUACAGGGAUUAACAUUAACUGACACAACCCUACUAUCUGAGGUGUCAAGUCCCUUGCUGGGGGGAGUGAAAACCUAUGAGUUGCUUCAUCGCAUCACAGGAGAGGGGCUGUCGGUGGAGUAUUACUUCAACAGGCGGCCAUUCAGCCCAGACCACACCAUGGUCUCCGUCCAGAUGCAGUUCACCAACAAUUCGGAAAUGGAAUUCCGAAAUCUCCACAUUGCCGAGCCCAAGCUACAGCCAGGAAUGAGAUUGCAGGGAUUCAAGGAGAUUGCAAUCCUCCAGCCAGGUGAGGUCAUCGGAGAUACAUUGGGCAUCGAUUUUUGUGAUUCCACUCAAGCAGCCAACUUCCAGCUGUGCUCCCAGACCAGGCAGUUUUAUAUGUCCAUUCAGCCGCCUGUGGGGGAAUUGAUGAUGCCGGUUUUCAUGACUGAGAACACUUUCAAGAAGGAGCAAGAACAACUGUUAAAUCCCAGUGCUGGAAAAUUGAUGGGAAUGAAUGAAAUCAAGGAGAAACUGACCCUCCCAGAGAAAUGCCGGAGUGACCAAGCCAUUGUCCAGAAGGUGUUGUCUACAGCCAACCUUGGGCGAGUGCCAUGUGGGCUGGAUAAUGAGUACAGGUUCGCUGCUCGAACAAUCAGUGGUGGUGCUUUGGUUCUCGUUACCCUGGUAGCCAAAGAAGAUGGAGCUGCUCAGCUAACGAUUAACUGUGAGAAGAUGGUGAUUGGCACGAUGAUGGUGAAAGACAUAAUGCAGGCACUGACCCAGUGAUGAAGCUCAUAUAUCUCUCAGUCUG
This is a messenger RNA of Rhincodon typus (whale shark), 3337 nucleotides long. RefSeq names its product adaptor related protein complex 3 subunit beta 2. Gene Ontology annotation, cellular component: membrane coat; AP-3 adaptor complex. The record is from RefSeq and is a predicted model, not a curated record. The transcript is spliced from 28 exons. Bases 1 to 3312 code for a protein of 1103 amino acids. Gene Ontology annotation, biological process: anterograde synaptic vesicle transport; intracellular protein transport; vesicle-mediated transport. NCBI's taxonomy places the organism in Eukaryota, Metazoa, Chordata, Chondrichthyes, Orectolobiformes, Rhincodontidae.